AUGGGUUUGAACGUUGUUAGUAAGGUACGUUCUGUGUUGAAACACUUUGUUGCCAUUGAGCAGAGUGAGGGUGCUGGUGCCCUUGUUAAGAGGUCCAUUGGGACUAUACAGAUGAGAAACUUUCCACCAUUCUUAAUGUUGGAUAACUUCGAUGUGUCUCCACCUGCCGGGUUCCCGGAACAUCCACAUCACGGUCAAGAAACCAUUACUUAUGUAUUGCGCGGUAUGAUGGCACAUGAGGAUUUUACUGGUUCUAAAGGAGUUCUACGGUCUGGUGAUUUGCAGUUUAUGACUGCAGGCAAAGCGAUUGUCCAUUCAGAAAUCCCCGUUAAGAUGGAUAACGGUGAAUCCACCCAGGGUUUACAACUUUGGGUUGAUUUACCCAACGAUAUAAAAAACGUGGAGCCACGUUAUAGAGAUCUACGUCGUGAAGAGAUUCCUUUGGCUACUCCUAGUGAUAACCUAAUUGUGAAAGUGAUCAGUGGUGAAUCCUAUGGUGUUAAAUCCUUAACUGAAUUGGCCUACACACCAGUCGAGUUCUAUCAUUUUAUUGCCAACAAAAAGAACACAGAGUUUGCACAACCGUUUAGCGAUGAUUUUAGUUCCUUCAUUUACAUCAUGAAAGGAUCAAUCAGUAUUUCAGAUCAAGAAUAUCCUGAAUCCUCCGCCAUCUUCUUCAAGAAUGAUGGUGAUGGCAUUAGGGGAUUCACCACUUCCGAUAACGCGGAAUUCGCCAUUAUCGCUGGUAAAUACUUCAACCAAAAAGUGGUUCAAUACGGUCCGUUCGUGGAAUCUUCAAGAGAGAAUAUUGUCGAUGUCAUUCAAAACUACCAAAAUGGUGUCAAUGGGUUUGAAAACGCUAGAACUUGGUCCCCUGUCAUUAAGAACGGUGUCACCGAAGCAGAAGUUCAACAGUAUCUGCCAAAGGGAAAUUGA
Messenger RNA from Kluyveromyces lactis, 936 nucleotides. Its product is annotated as pirin family protein. Bases 1 to 936 code for a protein of 311 amino acids. Lineage: Eukaryota; Fungi; Ascomycota; Saccharomycetes; Saccharomycetales; Saccharomycetaceae. The record is from RefSeq and is a predicted model, not a curated record. The transcript has a single exon.